AUGUGUAGAUGGAAAUGGGGCUUUGCCAUUGGCCUCCAGGUGAGGUUGAGGCGACAGGACACAGCACCGGUUCUUUGCUUUGCAUACACAAGUGAUGUGGACAAGAAACUGAGCUUCCUCAACUCCAGAAGGACGACAGAUGAACCGGACAGCAUCCAGGGCUUGAGUCGCGAUCUUGACGCGGUGAAAUACGAUGUGGGUGAGUUGAAGGACCUCUUGAACGGCGCAAAGGGCGACACGGCCCAGGUGAAACGCAUCGUCCUGGCCUGCGAACGGGACAUGGAGGACUUUACCGCUGCGAUGGACGCCGUCAACGUGGACCUGGAUGAAAUGCGCGCGCGUGUUGACUCAACUCACUCCAUCAUCACAUCGCGACAGCGGGUGGAGGCCACCGUGACGGCAGAAAUCUCUACGAUGCGUUUGGACAUGGGAGACAUGCAGGAGGCCCUGAAAGCUCACGAUGCGUGGAUGGAGGAUGUGUCGCAGAGCUUGCAAGAGGUGCACGAGCGCUGCGAGUACCUCAACAUGGAGAUUUCUGGGGUGAAUCAGAACUUCCAGGCCAAACUUGAUGCGAAAACAGACAUUGCCAGUUGGAACGACAUGAAUGAUGACAUUGAUGCCUCCAUUCGAACGGUCAGGGACAUGGCAUCAUCUCUGCGCUUGGAGGUGGAUAGCCGCCGGCGCCGUGUGGAUGAGGAUUUACUUCGUAUGCGCUCCGAAGUCUCCAGUUUGGACGAGAAGAUCAACAGCAAAACCGUGGACAUUUUGCGUGAAAGCAGUGAAAACAAUAACGCCUUGAGCAGACGAUUGGACGAACGCCAAGAGCAUUGCAAUUCUUUGGAGGCCAUGAUUGUACAACAUCGACAGACCAGCCAAGAGAUGCAGGGCAAGAUAGAUGUCCAGAAAGAAGAGAUGGAGUCGCGCAUCAGUUCAGUGCAUUCGGCCAUGGCGAAGCAGGGAGAGGACUUGCAGAGAUCAACCUCGGAGCGAAUGGAAUCCCUGGAGCAGCAGCAGAACAAGGGUAGCAAGGACAGCCAGAAGCACCUGAAUGCCAUGGACUUACGCCUUGCAGCGUUGCAAGGAGCCACCGGCGAGUGCAAGCGUGACAUUGGGAAGAUGCGAGACGAGGUGAACAGCCUCACUGUGAAGAGUGCGGCUCACGAUGUGGACGUGGCCAAAAACAGCGAUGACAUUCGGAAGCUGGAACGUCAACGUGUGGAAGAUGAUCAGCGCCAUAAACAGGAGUUUGACGGCAUCUACGAUGAAUUGGAUCAGAUGCUUGGAUGGGGUGGAUGGGAUGGUGAGGUUGCAAAGUUACCACAUCGAAUGCUGACUGAGGUCAGUUUGAGUUUCGAAGAGAUCGAUCAUUUGCAAACGACCUUGGCUGUGAUCCAAAGUCGUCGCUACAUCAACAAUGUGAAAAGGCCUUGGUUGGACGAAGACGGCAACCCAAUGUGGGGCGAGUGGCGCACAUGGGCGGCCAAGGUGGUUUUCUCCCAAGCCUUCGAGACCUGUAUGGGUGCCUUGGUAGGGGCCGAGGCGGAUCAGGAUGCUCAGUGCUAUCCUGAAUGGGCCGACAAAUAUGCUCAGUGCCCAAAUCGCUCUGAGGAAAGCAUCGUACGUGCCUAUGUUGAGCGAAAUCGCUUUUGCUGCAAUCCCUGGAAUGUGACUGACCUGAUGAUCGUAAUUUUGGGCUGGGCUUCUAUAGCUUUGAGCACGCUGAAUCUGAGCCUGCUUCGUUUAUCACGCUUGGUUCGAGUGCUUCGUGCCGCGCGUGUUUUCAUUUCGGUGCCAGAGUUCUAUCUGCUGGUGUCGGGCUUGUUUUCAUCCUUCAAGGCUAUCGUAUUUGGCUCCAUGAUUUUGGUGUCCGUCAUCGGCUUUUGGGCGGUGGUCGCGGUGGAAGCCUUUCAUCCGGUGGUCUCCAGCUUGUCCUUUGCUGGCUGCCAGCGAUGUGACAUGAGCUUCAGAAGUGUGACAUCUGCCGGUGUGACGCUCUUUCAACAAAUCGUGGCAGGACAGAAGUUCUUCAUCGUCUCAAAAACAUGGAAGGAAGCGAAACAACCGAAUCUAAAGUAA
Cladocopium goreaui is the source of this 2076-nucleotide messenger RNA. The record is from the annotation of a GenBank genome assembly. Lineage: Eukaryota; Dinophyceae; Suessiales; Symbiodiniaceae.